AUGGAACCCAGCGCGACGAAGACCAGCAUCAUGAUCAAGGAAGCGAGUUCCGGUGCUGACGAGACCUCGGUGUCGGCAGUACCCACCCCAGGCUAUGGCUAUAUGGGUCAAGCCAGCUACGGGGCUAACGUCGUCCCAUGGAGCUUGCCCGACGCACCGUACACAGCUUCUUCGUUCUUUGAGGAACCAUCCUGCGACUUCUUUUCCUUGUCGAGGACUCCAUUUACUCCAUUUGUGGGUGGAAAUUGGCACUUGUCCAACAAUCUCAGCCCCGAAGUCUCUUUACCAACACCACUCAGCUCAGUAGGUUCCAGAGCGGGUGUAUGGAGGGGCGAACCCGGGGGCGAGUAUUGCGAGCAUGAGCUCUUCUCCCCAGUGAGCGAACUAGCCACCAUCGAUAUGGCAGAUUCUGUGACACACACCAAGAGGUCUGAGGAGUCGUCCACGUCGGCCAAGCAUCAGCCCAACGACAAGAUCAAGGCCACCAGUAGAUCAAAGGGUCGUGGCAAGCACAAUAUUCAGCUGCGUACCGCCUCCCGCAAGGCUCGAAAAGGAAGUUUGGCGCCAGCAACACCUCUAUCUCCAGCUGAAAGCGUUCACAAUCCCGGUUCAGCCAGUGAUGAUGAUGACCUCACCCUUGAAGAACGCCGUGCCAGACGCAAUCAUAACCUUGUCGAGAAACAGUACCGCAACAGGCUGAACGCCCAGUUCGAACGCCUCUUGGCCGUCCUUCCUCUCGAGCAAUACAAGGGGGGUCACCUGGGUCAGGGAGAAGGCUGUGAUGGAUUCGCAACCGAUGAGAAGAGAAUGAGCAAGGCCGAGGUGUUGGAUUUGGCAACCAGACGUAUCAAGGCACUUGAGAUGGAGAAGGAGCGCUUGAACAGAGAAAGAAAAGAGCUGCUAAGGAACAUGGACAUCAUGGCUGGAGCCGUUGCUCAGGCAGCCAAUCAAGGACUUUGA
Molecule: messenger RNA, 960 nt
Organism: Podospora anserina S mat+
Lineage: Eukaryota; Fungi; Ascomycota; Sordariomycetes; Sordariales; Podosporaceae
Exons: 2
Coding region: 1-960 (319 amino acids)
Molecular function (GO): protein dimerization activity
Source: RefSeq, a predicted model, not a curated record